AUGUCCUCCUUGCAGCUUACUGAUGCAGAAAAGCUUCUCCUUACAGAGCCUUCAACAACCAGGUCUGGGAAAGUGCGACAAAAACAGCAGAAAAAAGGGGAUAUUGAAAAAGAUGCAAUUGUUAGUGACAUUGAAAAUGAGGAAAAGAUGGAUACAAGCAAUGACACAUCUGCAGAAAGUGUAGACCCACCGCCACCAGAAAAUAUAGACCCACCACCAUCAGAAAGUAGGGAGCAACCACUACCAGAAAUGCAGGGGAUAAUUGUAAGCCAUGCCCUGGUACAUGACAGUACUUCUGACGAUGAUGAUGGUUCAUACAUGUCCUCACCAUCCCCACCACCUCCAGUAGAUUCCUCAUCAGGGAGUGAAAUAGGUGGUUUUUCAUCUGAAGAUGAAGAGAUGGCACGGUUAAGAUUACGUAACCACAAUGCCAAAUUUAUAGAAAACACCUGGAAAACAGUAUAUACUGAACCAGCACACUACUCUGAGUCUGAAGACGACAGUAGUAGGAUAGAUGAUGAUGGAUGGAGUACAAUGCUAAAAAAACGCCAUACACAGCCCUUCACUGGUAACACACCUGGACCAAGCAUUGAUUUGGGUGAGGGUGCAAAACCCAUUGAUGCUUUCUAUUCCAUCUUUCCAAGAUCCCUGGUGAAAAGAUUAUGGAAAGAAACCAACAGUUAUGCAACCUGGUGCAUCACUAAGAAUGGAGGGAAUAGAUUCUGGUCUCCAGCUAGCACUGAAGAAAUAAGUGUACUGAUUGGAAUAAUUGCCAUCAUGGGUGUUGAUUCAAAACCAGAGAUAGCAGCUAUAAGAAAUGACUACAUUGCCAAUGUUAUGAGCCGCAACAGGUACCAAAAACUGAUGCAGUAUUUUCACUGUAACAACCCAGAAACUGACCCAAUGAAUAUAGUCAAUGAUGAAGAACGCAGAGAAAGGAGAAAAGAAGCGCCUCUGUAUAAAGUACAGCCAGUACUGGAUGCUGUCUUCACCAAUUCCCGGGAAUGUUACAACAUGCAUCGCCAGAUUAGCAUAGAUGAAUCUAUUGUUGGCUACAAGGGUCGUUAUGGAGGAGUACCUACAGUUUUUAUCCAGGGAAAACCCCAUGCUAAGGGAUUCAAAAUAUAUGCCUUGGCUGAUAGCAAAUCAGGCUACAACUACAGGAUUGAGAUCAUGUCAAUUACUGGUAGUCAUGAGAAGUAUAGAAGGGAUGUGUCCAGAACAAGAGAUCUGUGUGAAAGGCUUAUCGUUGACAUUAGGGGAUGCCAUCAUGUCCUGUACACUGACAGUUAUUAUACCAGUGUAGACAUGGUGAGUUACCUGCUAGAAAAUCAUGAAAUAUAUGUGGUUGGCAGCGUUAGGCAAGAUAGAGUGGGAUUUCCAAAUGCCCUCCGUACCAACCCCAAGAAAAAUUCAAAUCACAAGGCAAUAACAAAUUUAGAGAGGGGACAGUUUGUAUCCAGACAAAAGGAUACAGUGGUGGCUAUAUCAUGGAAGGACUCCAACCUCCUGAAUAUACUGACAACAUACUAUGAGGGCUAUAGAACCGAGAAUCAAAGAGUUACCCGUUUUGUGCGCUCACCAGAUACUGGCAGGAAAGUAGCAUACUCUUUACCUUCCCCAGAAGCAAUUUAUGACUACAAUCUGUACAUGGGUGGAGUUGACAAGUCAAACCAACUCAGGUCCUAUUAUACAGCCCAGCGUCAGUCAAAGAAAUGGUGGAAGUAUAUUUUUUUCUACCUUCUGGAUACUGCUAUAUGCAACAGCUGGAUCCUGUACAAAGAAUCAGUGGAUCCAAAGAAAAUGCACAAAGCCUUCCAAAUUGAAGUUGGCAUGGCACUGGUUGGUGGUUUUUCAUCCCGAAAACAGCAUACCAGAAAUUCUGAACCUGUGAUCAGCUCAUUCAAAAACCACCAUUUAGUACAUAGUCAGCGCUCCCGUGGCUCAUCCUGCAGAUGGUGCAUUCAGUUAGGGAGAAAAACAAGGAAAGGUUGCCCUGUAUCGACUGUGUUCAGAUGUCAGGAGUGUAGCAUCAACCUAUGCAAGGGCUGUUUUCUGCCCUACCACCAUGUGGCCACAGGUUGCCCAGACAGACCCAAGACAACACAGACCAGUGAAAAUGAUCUUCAUGAGUCCAGAAAAAGAUGGGAUCAUGGCAGGAGUGAUGGUACAGCAGUCAGAGGUGGCAGAGGAGGCGGCAGAGUUGGAACAAGGGGAAGAAGAAGAGGAGGAAUCAGAAAAGUCUGA
This is a messenger RNA of Saccoglossus kowalevskii, 2247 nucleotides long. Its product is annotated as piggyBac transposable element-derived protein 4-like. Lineage: Eukaryota; Metazoa; Hemichordata; Enteropneusta; Harrimaniidae. The record is from RefSeq and is a predicted model, not a curated record.